Molecule: messenger RNA, 4729 nt
Organism: Homarus americanus (American lobster)
Lineage: Eukaryota; Metazoa; Arthropoda; Malacostraca; Decapoda; Nephropidae
Product: ras-related protein Rab-10-like
Exons: 6
Coding region: 81-692 (203 amino acids)
Biological process (GO): cellular response to insulin stimulus
Cellular component (GO): recycling endosome; Golgi apparatus; insulin-responsive compartment
Molecular function (GO): GTPase activity; GTP binding
Source: RefSeq, a predicted model, not a curated record
GUCCGCUCCUGAAUUCAGUGUGGUAGUCAAGGAUAGUUUAGUUAGGAGGACGGUCUGUAGAUCCUAAGUUUAUAGUGAAGAUGGCUAAGAAGACUUAUGACUUGUUAUUCAAACUCCUCCUUAUAGGUGACUCAGGCGUUGGAAAGACAUGCAUAUUAUUCAGAUUUUCAGAUGACGCCUUCAACACCACAUUUAUAUCAACCAUAGGUAUUGACUUCAAAAUCAAAACCAUCGAGUUGAGAGGAAAGAAGAUAAAGUUGCAGAUAUGGGAUACUGCUGGUCAAGAGAGGUUCCACACUAUUACAACCUCCUACUACAGAGGGGCCAUGGGUAUAAUGUUGGUUUACGACAUUACAAAUGCGAAGUCAUUUGAUAAUAUAGCAAAAUGGUUAAGAAAUAUAGAUGAGCAUGCAAAUGAAGAUGUAGAAAAGAUGAUCCUGGGUAACAAGUGUGACAUGGAGGACAAGCGUGUAAUCCCCAAGGAAAAAGGAGAAGCGAUUGCACGAGAACAUGGUAUUCGAUUCCUUGAAACGUCGGCAAAGGCCAACAUCAACAUUGAACAAGCCUUCUUAGAACUUGCUGAAGCCAUCCUCAACAAGACCCCAGGACGUGACCCACAGGAAAACCCAGACAGUGUUGUUCGCCCAGAGAGGAGGAAUGAUCGAGGUGCAGCUCGACAGUGCUGUGCGUAGACUACUAACGUUACAUGUAGCACUGAAGGGGUCAGUCACACCCAGUAGGACACCUCCGCAGGACUCAAAGCUAAGGCUCCUCUGUAGGUUUCCUCUUCCUAGGGUAUUUUUGUGUGACUCCUCUGGGGUGGUCUUAUGUAGGCCCCACAGCAACUAACAUCACUUGCAUACUCCUACUAUAGACUCUGCUCUCAGGGGAGGCCAAGAAAUAGAAGCACAGACUUUAUGCUUAAUCUAUACCAUCUUUUUACACUGCACUCAGGGGAUGGAUUCAAAAGAUACAGUAAGUUAGGAACCAAUAAUUGCAGGUUUUUGCUCAUGUUUCAGUCUGAGUGUUGUAACUGGAUGUAGUAUUGUCCCAGGACAUGAAUGGUGUAAUGAAAUGAGUAAUGAUUAUGAACCUUGGACAUGAACUUAAUUUGGCUGCCUUUUUUAAAGUAUAUGGAAAUGGCACUACAUUGAGAUAUGGUCAAAGGUUAUCAGUGCUUGUGUAAUUUGAGAGGUGGCACUUGUAAUGAGUGGCUUCUCCCUGGUAACUAUCAUGACUCUUGGUGCAAUGGAAUUUACUUCAGAACUAUUUUUGUGCACUCUGCCUUAUAAUUUUUAAUGUGAGGCUUAACAUAUAUUAAGUGAAAGAAAGCCUUUCAUUAGUAUUCACCAUGAAUGCGAGAGGAGGUGGCUUGAAAUGAAAUGUUUAUAUGUAGAAGCAUAAUUUGAAUACUAGUGGUUUUGCUAUGAACUGUUCUAAUCAUAUACUGUAACUUGCCAUGUGAUAACCAAAAUCAGUUUAUAUGAAUGAAUAAUUUUAAUUAAUGGAUGAGAUGGAUAGAUUAAUGUUAAAUAUGAAAUAUUUGCUUUUUAGUAGUUGAAUAAACAAGGGAUAUUGAAAUACAGUAUAUUUAUUUUACACGUCAGAGUUUUCAUUGCUUUUUUUGUAAUAAAUGUAGUUUUUCUUCCAUAUACCUGUACUAGAUUGAGUGGUGAUAUUUUAUUUAUUUGUUUAUUAUUUUUUUAAAACUGGUGGUCAUGUUAGUAAUUUGUUAUGAGGCACCUGUUGUGGUCAGUCCACAGUCUGCCGACGUGGCUUUGUUUGUCAGAUUAUGAAUUAUCCUAAUGUGUUGAAUCUUGACUUAGUGUUUGUUGUGUGUAAGGACCAAAAAAUUUCCAAGGAAAUUCUUACUGUUGUAAGAUUCGAAUUUGAUACCUAAAAGUUAAGAUGGACUUGGAUUACUGUACAUGAGAGGAAUAAUGGAGUUAAGUGAUUGUUGAUUGUGUUACUCAUUAAAAAUGUAAUGUUGGUUCAAGUCUUGAAAAUGUUCUUACAGCUAUCAACUGUGCUCACAUUUCCUCUAAUGAUGUUUACAGAACAAGCUAAAUUGUAUUUCUGUAAUCCAGGUUCCAUUACAGAUCUCUUGAUUAUUAAAUUUUGUUUAUAUUGCAUACUUAUAAUUUUAUUUACAUAACAAAUACUAAGUUAAAUUCUAUGCAGCUGUUUAAAGGUGAAUUAUCAAAUUACUUUGUCUAUCGUGCAUUAGCUUUUGCCAAAGGCUGUGCUUAGGUAAUUUCAAACAGGCCUCAAGUCUGGAGGAGAAGUACACUCCUCAUCCUAUGUAACAAGUAAUAGUAUGAUCUGGCUCAGCAGUGACAUAAUAACUGAAUACAAGACAUUAAAGUCUUGUUGCUGUAUUAAGAAUUUCAGUUUCUAAAUGCGUGAAAGUUGAUAUUCAUUUUCAUUUACAAAAAUGGAAGAAAUCUUGCCGUUUUCUUCACAAAGUUGUACUCAUUUAUUGUGUAUGCAAAUUUUUCUGCACAAAACACUAUAAGUUUCUCUCCCCUUCUCUUUCUCUUCUCUUAAUUAUAAAACUGAGUGACCCUUGCAACUUUGAGAACAAUAUGAAAGCAAUUUUCUCCUUAUUCAAUUAACCAAUGGAAGAAUAUAUUUAAUAUUGCCUUCUGAGGUUGGCCUCUUUAUCAACACAACUCUUCUCUGGGAUUUUAAGUCUCAAUUUUGUACACUUAUGGGCUGAUGGUGUAAACUCAUAUUAAUUGCAAAUAUGAUGUCAAGAGAUGUACAUUACAAAAUUGAUGCAUUGAUUUUCAUGUACAGUAUAAUAACAAUGAGAAACGUAUCACCCCUUCUUUUUAAUUUUACAACCCGUGCAGUAAUUUCCAUUAGAGCCCGAGGGUUAAACAAAAUAAUUCUAGUUUUCAGGUCCCCAUUGUUUGAGUCUUACAGCAGGAGUUAGGGCAAGGAACAAUACACUCCUCAAACUGUUUCUUCAAAUAUAUUAAAUUUAAACAGUUUGAUUAGUUUACUUUCCCUUGUCUUUUUUUUAAUAAAUCACAACUGUGUGUCUUAUGACGUGAUAUGUAUAAAGAUUGUCUAAAGUUAUCAUUGACAGAAUGGAGCAAGAUGGUGUCUUCCUUGUGUUUUGACAGCACCAAGAAAAUGCUCAUCAUUGAUUAAUUGGCUGCUGACUCAGUUUUGUAUCAUUGAAGGGAAAAAAGUAAAAUUGUCCAAAUUUUCUGGUCACUGAAAGCUCAAUAUUAUCCUCACAGAUAAAGAAGUAAGGCACACUGAGUUGUUUGUUUACCAUUUCCUUGCUCAGUUUCCUUGCCAAGGUGUUCUGAUAAGUCACACAAGGUUGGCAAUUGGGGCUCCUGUGUCAGUUUUGAGUUAAUAGCUGUGCUGUGUUAGUGCACAUGACAAGUUAGGUAUCAGUAAUUAUGAUAGUUAUUCCAAGCUAUUAAAACUUUUGAUUGUUUUUCUUGUGUGCACGGUGUUACUUUAUUUUGCGAGUCAUUGUAAAGAAAUUAUUGAUUUUAUUGAAAAUAGUUUUGUACUUGGACCACUUACUUAGUGUAUUUAUGUUUUUAUACUUGUAAAUGAAACUGUUAGGAUUCCUCAAGUCUGUAGUAUAUGGCAUAUUUAGUUUUUAACAUGUAUAUUAAAGGGAAAAAGUGUCAUUAGAGACGAUGACACUGGACCAUAUUACUGUCCUUUGUAUAUGGCCUGCAGGCAGUGCUGAGAGGUUAGGAUGUAAGACCCUGGUAACUAGAACCAGUUGUGGGUCUCGCAUCCAGAAGUACACAUUUUUGAAGCCCAUUGACACAGCAAGGUGAUAGAAUAUUCUGCAUUUAAUAAAUUAAGUUCCAUCAUGAAACUCAAUAUUUUAGAUUUGCAUAUAUUGGAGUAAAAUGUUCAAGUACCUACUGGUGAACAGGGUUAAUAAUGGCAUGUAUAUAAAUACAAAUGUUAAUUAUUAAAUCAAUCAAAUUGUACUGAAAAAUUCACCUGCAGAAUUACAGUAAUAAAGAAAUGUUUGUCCACUUGAACCCUCCCUUGGGUUACAGUUUGCUAAUCUACAUUUAUUCAUGCACUCUAGGUUUUGAUACCUGAGAAUUUAUUGCAUCAAUUAGCAAGAAUUUAAUAAUCGGAUCAUUAGCACAGUGACUUGGUGUAAUACUUCUUGGCCCAACCUCCCCUGCACACAACUUGAUCAAGGAUACUAAAGUGCGCAUUGUAAUAAUUAUAAGCCAAUUGCAGCUACUCCCAAGAUGCUGUGCCAGGUAACUGUAUUAUUGAGGCUUGCGUUAUUUAACCCACUGAGGGAAAGCCUUUCCAAUAUGUUAUCAAUGGCUGGGAUGGAUUGGGCAUGUUGCAUUGACUUAAAAGAUAUUUAAUUAACCAAAGAGGUAUAACAGUGGACCUGUAAAAGCAACGUGAAGUAGAUAUAAUUUAUUAUUAAUGAAAAGGAAAAUAUUUUGUGUAAGAUAAAAUUGGUCAGAAAUAAGUUGGAUAAGAGAUUUUAGUAUUUUAGCUCCACAGUUUCCUCCCAAGUUUAAUGUACAAUAUAGGGUAACAGAGGAAAUCUUGAAACACGAAACAGCAUUUGUACAUAAAGUCCACUGGUAAGAUGGUGAAAUGGUAUAUUAUGUGUCACGAACAGUUUAUUGGUUCUUUAUGGAUAGGAUGGGCUUGCUUUUGUCCAAUGACUUGCUUGAACAUCAUUAAUAAAGUGUUAUUUGUGAUGGUA